UAAGGGACGGAUGUGGUACCGGACACGCCAGUCUCAUUAUCUUAACACCAUUUGAAGCAAGUAAGAUGUGUGUUUGUGUUGCUCCCAACGCCUACUUAAUUGUGUUAUGAACUGAGUUCAGCUUGAAACAAAUUGCAUCUUCAUUCGAAGCAAACCACUCAACCACCCAACAGUCCUACGGAUCCAUGAAGUAAGGCGUGCAAGAGCAGCGAAGUGGAUCAAGCUCCAUCACAGAUGCUAAAUUGAAACAAGAAGAGUUUCGAUGGCUACGUUGAGCAAGAAAUCAGGCUUACCUAGUAACGUGACUAUGGGAGUUUAUGAAGGGACGCUCAACCUCUAUCGUAAAGGAGCUCUCAGGAAGAUCAAGAAGUAUUACACCACGCUGAUCGCCCCCUCUCAAAGUGGCUUGGCGCGGCUCGAGUUUUAUGAGAAUGAGAAACACUCGCUGUCCCUGGAACCCAUUUUCAUGGUGCUAGGCUCUGAAGUGGUGAAGGUGGAGAGGAUUACAUUGAAAGAGAAAGAAAUGAGAAACGCUUUCUUGAUCGGCACCAAGGAUCAGCAUUACACAUUCUUUGUCAGCACUUCCGGUGAAUGUGACAAGUGGGUGGAGUAUAUCCAGAAGACAUUGCUUGAAAAAGUACAUGUUCCAGGGGAUACUAUAUUGAAGGAAAACACUGCCGGUAUUUCUGUCAAUGAAAUCUACGAAUCUAUUGGCAACGUUCCCUGUCAGAAGACUGAAUUCAUGGUAGGAAGUGAUCAAACUACCCAAGCCAGGCUGGGAGUGUGUGGGAACAUCAAACUGGUGGUAGAGGACGAGAGUAUCUGCCUCAUCACUCCUUCCAUGAAAAUGAUUGUGCGAUGGAAUUUUAAGGAGAUCCGGAAAUUUAUAGUGGCACAAAAUAUGUUCUCCUUAGAAGCUGGCAGGAAGAGCUCUUUAGGAGAAGGCACUUUCACCUUCCUCACUGAAGAGGCUGAAACUAUCAGGAGGAUGGUCGACUUAAAGAAGGAAGCGUUGAAAGAGAAAAUGAGAAAAACAAGCUUUCAUCCUAAGCCAAAUACAUUACCACCACCAGUACAGUCACAUGCAUUUCCACAACCAUCAGCCCAGUAUGCUCCAAGAACAGAGAAUAUCAAUACAUGCAAAGAUACAACCUACAAUUCUCACGAAGAGCUAAUGAUGAUGUCCUACAAUGCCAAACGAAAACCAUGUACUGCUGGCAAUGUAUGCCAUCAGCAAUUGGUACGACCCAAACAAGACGGUCACUAUUUAACAGGCAGGCCAAUUGUCCCUACCAGAAGUGGCUGGUCUUCAUCCAACAGUCAGGGUAUCAAUUCAUCUGCUGAAAAUGACACCGAACAUGUCAUUGAUCAAGGUCAGAUCUAUUCUGAACCAGAAAUAAUAAGAAACGCCUGGGAGCACCAUGGCUACAAUGAUGAUGCUGGAGACUCAGACAUGUACAGCAACCUGGAGUUCACCCUAAAACAAAAGGAAGCAGGAGAUGAAAAUCACUACUGGAGCGGUGAGACAGCAAAUGCUCCUGGAAAUAUAAGACAGGAUACACAAGACAAUGUAAAAGAAGACAUUUAUGCAGUAGUUGAUUAUUCAAUGAAAAAAAAAAAAAAAUAGGAAAUAGAUCUGCAAGGAAGUUUUGAUUGUUUCAAGGAAAUUUUGAGUACCAUUUUAAAUACUUAGCUACAUGAAAGAUAAGAUAAUGAUUAUUAUUCUUUCUACCGUACUUAUUCAUUAUAUUCUAUAGGUCAGGGCAAACUAAAGUGAUACCCCGCUGAACCAGACACUUAUAGUCCAACAUGAAAUAUUACGUUACUGAAUGCCUUAUAUAACUGUGCAUUUGUUAAAUACAUACCCAACUAAAAUGAACCUUAAUUGUUUUAACGAGGCAGAACCUUCUGUACAGUGGUAUGGCUCUCUUACUAUAAAAUCACUAUCAGACGUGAAAAGCGAUCGUGUUGCAAAAAUUUUACGCCCACUCCCCCCAAAAAAAUAAUAUAUACAUAUAUAUAUAUAUAUAUAUAUAUAUAUAUAUAUAUAUAUAUAUAUAUAUAUAUAUAUAUAUAUACAUAUACAAUCACACAUAUAUAUACAUAUACUUACUCCCCCAAGUGACGAAUUGCAGUUGAGUUGUAGAGUCUAUAGUGGUUGAGUGAGAGAUUAUAUGGCUUGGAUGGCAAGUAUACCGUUGUAAGACAAAAAAAAAAAGAGGAAGAAUAAAAAGGAUUUGGUCGUUAAGCGAACUAAUCAUAAGAUAAAUCAGCUGUAUGUUAAGUACCUCACUGUACAUGUAAUGGAAAUGUUAGUUUUCCAUUGCAAUUUGUCUGCCGUGUUCUUUUGUGUAAUAUUAGUUUGAGAUUUCUGUCACAUAUGUUGCUUUGUUUGUUUGUUUUUUUGUUUUGUUUUUUGUUUCUGGGUUUUGUGUGCCUCAACCUUCCAUGUACGUCUAUUUAAAAUUUUUAGAAUUA
Molecule: messenger RNA, 2478 nt
Organism: Portunus trituberculatus (swimming crab)
Lineage: Eukaryota; Metazoa; Arthropoda; Malacostraca; Decapoda; Portunidae
Product: docking protein 4-like
Exons: 10
Coding region: 263-1627 (454 amino acids)
Biological process (GO): positive regulation of MAPK cascade; cell surface receptor protein tyrosine kinase signaling pathway
Cellular component (GO): cytoplasm
Source: RefSeq, a predicted model, not a curated record